Periophthalmus magnuspinnatus is the source of this 3295-nucleotide messenger RNA. RefSeq names its product solute carrier family 41 member 2b (gene slc41a2b). Gene Ontology annotation, molecular function: monoatomic cation transmembrane transporter activity. The record is from RefSeq and is a predicted model, not a curated record. Gene Ontology annotation, biological process: monoatomic cation transport. The coding region runs from base 173 to 1855 and encodes 560 amino acids. The transcript has 12 exons. Gene Ontology annotation, cellular component: plasma membrane. Lineage: Eukaryota; Metazoa; Chordata; Actinopteri; Gobiiformes; Gobiidae.
GGGCUCAAGUUUUGUCGGGCUGCUGCUGUCAAGAAGCACGUAUGGCAUCCCUCUCAAUGGACAUUUAACAGAUACAGUCCUUGUCAUUGUCUCAAUGUUUAUAAUGGAUGUGACCCUCCAUAGCUGAUUCACCCAGACUCACCCUGAGUGCAGGAGAUGAGACAAGAGCACCAUGAGUAUUCGGAGCAUAGGGGGCGCUCUGGGGGAGUCUGUGGGCUCUAGUCUCUCUAUGCGCCUGAGCAGCUGGGGCCCCUUCAGGCCUGCAUCCACUGGGAGACUCUCCUCUCUGCUGCAAACCAUGGUCCCCACAGGUUACACCAAACUGCUGCAGGAGGAGCGCUUGGCCAUGGUGGACCUCGGAGCUAAACCGGACUGUGCCCUGAUCCAGAACGGAUUCCGACAGGAUACCACUCACUUGGAAGGCCGAAGGAUUUUGGACCGUGCUUCCCGCUCCUCUCUAAGUUUAUCCGACUGUGCAGAUGUGUCCUAUGCAGAGACCGAGCCCAUGCUGCCUGGAGAAGAGGAGGAGGUGGAGGAGGAGGAGCUGGAGGAGCAGACAGGAGGGGGAGGUCUGGGGUCUGCUCUGCCCAAAGAGUCCCCUCUGGCUAUGGCUCUGCAGAUCCUGGUGCCGUUUCUGUUAGCCGGGUUUGGAACAGUGUCUGCUGGGAUGGUGCUGGACAUCGUACAGCAUUGGGAGGCGUUCCAGUACAUCACAGAGAUUUUCAUCCUGGUCCCAGCUCUGCUUGGACUCAAGGGAAACCUGGAGAUGACCCUGGCCUCCAGACUGUCCACCGCAGUCAAUGUGGGAAAGAUGGACUCUCCCAUAGAGAAGUGGAACCUGAUCAUCGGCAACCUGGCUCUGAAGCAGGUGCAGGCCACAGUAGUAGGUUUCCUUGCUGCUGUAGCUGCUGUGGUCUUGGGCUGGAUCCCAGAGGGGAAGUUCCAGAUGAGCCACGCAGUUUUGCUGUGCUCCAGCAGCGUGGCAACAGCCUUCAUCGCCUCUCUGCUCCAAGGUAUCAUUAUGGUGGGUGUGAUUGUGGGGUCCAAAAAGACUGGGAUCAACCCGGAUAACGUGGCCACGCCCAUUGCCGCCAGCUUUGGUGACCUCAUCACUCUCGCUAUUCUGGCCUGGAUCAGUCAAGGCCUCUACAACUGCCUGGAUCCUUAUCCAUACGUGUCGUCUCUAGUUUGCGCCUUCUUCAUGAGCCUCACCCCUCUAUGGAUCAUCAUCUCAUCCAAACAUCCGGCCUCUCGCACGCUGCUGUACUCGGGAUGGGAGCCCGUCAUCACCGCCAUGGUCAUAAGCAGUAUUGGAGGACUUAUUCUGGACAAAACUGUGUCUGACCCUAAUCUGGCUGGAAUCGUCGUCUACACCCCGGUCAUCAAUGGGAUCGGAGGUAACCUGGUGGCCAUCCAGUCCAGCCGCUUCUCCACACACCUGCACUUCCACUGUGCUCCAGGAGAGGUCCCCGACGAAGCCAAAGGCUGCUACUACCCCUGUCGUACCUUUUUUGGCACCGGAGCCAAUCACCGCUCUGCUCAGGUACUCCUCUUGCUGGUCAUCCCGGGUCACCUCAUCUUCCUCUACACCAUUCACCUAAUGAAGAGUGGGCACACCACUCUGACCCCCAUCUUUAUGUCCGUGUACCUGGCUGCAGCUCUGUUACAGGUGCUGUUGUUGCUGUGCAUCUCAGACUGGAUGGUGCAUUCCAUGUGGCGCAGCGGUAAAGACCCAGACAGUUUUUCAAUCCCAUAUCUGACGGCUCUGGGUGACCUUUUGGGCACGGCACUGCUCGCUCUUAGCUUCCACUUCCUUUGGCUCAUCGGGAACCAGGACAGCGAUGUGGGUGAUUAACCCCAACCCAAACACCCAAAACCCUGUUCACACAUGCAGUCUGACCGGGGACGUAGGACUGUCAAAAGUAUCAAAAACCAGAUACUAAUUGAUUCUAAAAUUAGUAUCAAAACUAGAUUAUCAUUGUUCGCAGGCAUCAAUACUAAAAAAGUCCCAUUGUCAGGACAGAAAUUAACCUUACCUGAAUAGCUUUAGAAUGAGCUUGAGCUGUAUCAGAGGAAGUUUAAAGAUGACGUAGACCCAUAUACGCCCAUGGACCACUAUGGAACCCACCUGGACGACUGAGGGAUUACACACAUGGUAAUAUUACAUGGUAAUAUAAAAGAAGGUACUACCAUUUAUUGCUGAAAAUCACAUUCUAUUCUCAAAAUAAAGAGUUGUUUUUAUUGUCAUUAUGGUAUCGGAAUUGGUAUCAAGUGUAUUUCUUAUUCUAUUCCUGCAUUUUGCCAGAGCAAACAUUGAUGAACGUGCAUUUUUGAUCUGAGAAUAUAAAUACAGCCACAACACUGUGGAGUGGCUCUGGUUUAAACUGAGACAGGUCAGAACUCUCAGGUGGAGUUGGCUGUGUAACUGUCAGAUUACCGUAUGAAACAAAAGUGGCACAAAGUUCAGCAUCUGCAAAUAACUUAAGCACUAUAUUAAUCAAUUAUGAAUAUUUUGUUCUGAGAUUUGAUCUUAAACAUGAACAUGAUUAUAAACAUUUUGGUUGAAGCAGGACAGAUGGAUGUUAUCAUUUUGCUGCCAAAUACAUUCCUUUUGUGCUAUUAUAAUUAUUAUUAUUGUUAUGAUUAUUAUUUUUAUAUAAUUAUUAUUUUCAGAUCUGUUCAAAACUGUCUCUAAACAUUUCUAGUUUGGUCUUAAAGGAGCUGUACCUGAUUUAAAAACAUGAAAAAUAGAACUAGUUAAUUUUAAACAGUUUGCAGUGGUCCAAAGUUAUUCUUCACUUACUUUAUGCAUUCUGAGCAUCCAAAUUAUUCACCAUCAUGAGUUCAUAAGCACUUUUCACAACUCUCAGAUACCAGAGCAUAUUUUUGCUGACAACAAGAAGAACGCUAACAUGCACUUCAUGAUUCUCGGACAAUAAAACCUUUCAUAAUUAGAUGCAGACAGUACACAGUGAAGUUAUUUUGACUUGAAUAUCUGUGUGUAUAUCUGUAUUGGGGCAGGGGGCAUUGGACUCAUGGGGAGAAUUGUGUACAGCACCUUUAAUAAUCAUGUUUGCUCUAUGUUUUGUUUUGUUUUUCACUCUUCUGCUGGAUUCUGGUUCAGUGUCUCUAAACUCUAAACUUGUGCCUAUGAGAUUCACUGUGCUCCAUCUUUUCUACUAAAAUAACUUUUAUAAUAUUUCAGUAUAAAAAUGUUUGUUUCUGUUAUAUUUAAAAGAAUGUGUUUGUUUGGGAUGUUUUUGCUUUGAGUCUAAAAUAAAACAUGAAAAUAUGG